This is a messenger RNA of Morone saxatilis (striped sea-bass), 4083 nucleotides long. It is a transcript of the gene pacsin3, whose product is annotated as protein kinase C and casein kinase substrate in neurons 3. Gene Ontology annotation, molecular function: phospholipid binding; protein binding. Gene Ontology annotation, biological process: cytoskeleton organization; regulation of endocytosis; plasma membrane tubulation. The record is from RefSeq and is a predicted model, not a curated record. NCBI's taxonomy places the organism in Eukaryota, Metazoa, Chordata, Actinopteri, Moronidae. Bases 224 to 1552 code for a protein of 442 amino acids. The transcript has 11 exons. Gene Ontology annotation, cellular component: endosome; cytoplasm; plasma membrane.
GAGAGAAAGAGAGAGAGAAGAGAGAGAGAAGAAGAAAGAGAGAGACAGUCGGUCAGAGCUCCAGGGACAUCUGUGUUCAGGGGUUUGUUCCUCCAGGUCGGAGAGAAACAGGCCCGAGGAGACAAAGGCUGUCUUCUGUUGGACAUCUGUCCAUCUCUAUUUUCGUCUCUGAUAAGUCUUUUCUGUAGCCGCCAUCAUUCCGUGCUGCAAGGCCGACCCCAAAAUGUCUUCCAAUGGAGACCUCAGCGACCUGGGCAGCUCUGACAGCUUCUGGGAGCCGGGGAACUACAAAAGGACAGUGAAGCGAAUAGACGAUGGUCACCGGCUGUGUAACGAGGUGGUCAGCUGCUUCCAGGAGAGGGCGAAGAUAGAAAAGAGCUACGCUCUGCAGCUGAGCGACUGGGCCAAGAGGUGGAGGGGUGUCGUGGAAAAAGGUCCUCAGUACGGUACGCUGGAGAAAGCGUGGCAUGCCUUUAUGCAGGCGGCCGAUCGGCUCAGCGAGCUGCAUCUGGAGCUUCGGGAGCGGCUGGCGGGCGAGGACAGCGAGAAGAUGCGCAACUGGCAGAAGGACGCCUUCCAUAAGCAGAUGAUGGGAGGCUUCAGGGAGACCAAGGAUGCAGACGACGGCUUCCGCAAGGCACAGAAACCCUGGGUCCGCAAACUGAAAGAGGUGGAGUCCAGUAAGAAGACCUACCAUCAGGCCAGGAAGGAGGAGUGGACGGCGGUUACCAGGGAAACGCACGCGAAGGCCGACACAACCAAGUCACAGGAGGAAGUCCGCAAAUACACAACCCGAGUGGAGCGCUGCAACCAGGAGGCCGAGAAAAUGAAGGAGCGCUACACGAAGGCCCUGGAGGAGCUGAACCGCUGUAACCCUCGCUACAUGGAGGACAUGGAGCAGGUGUUCGACCUCACCCAGGAGGCCGAGCGUGAGAGGCUGCGCUUCUUUAAAGAAGUCCUGCUGGACAUCCACACACACCUCGACCUGUCCGCCAAAGAAGGGUUCAAAAGUCUGUACCGGGACCUGGGUCAGACCAUCCAAGCAGCCAAUGACGCUGAGGAUCUCAGAUGGUGGAGGAACACCCACGGACCGGGCAUGAGCAUGAACUGGCCACAGUUUGAGGAGUGGUCUCCGGAGGCGAGCCGCUCCAUCAGCAGGAAGGAGCGAAGUGGGCACUCCGAGGACAACGUGGUCACCCUUACCAACAUCGUCUCCUCAGGCGGAGGCGACGUCCCGCCGAGUCCCAUCACCCUGGACACCGGCAGGGUGAAAGAUUAUUCGUCAGACUGGUCAGACGACGAAAGUCCUAAGAAGGUUCUGGCGGUGAACGGCGUGGGGGAGGCGGAGGACGAGGAGGAUCAGGUAGAGGGGGUGCGAGUCCGAGCGCUCUAUGAUUACACGGGCCAGGAGGCCGAUGAGCUCAGCUUUAAAGCAGGCGAGGAGCUGCUGAAGCUGGGAGAGGAGGACGAGCAGGGCUGGUGUAAAGGACAGCUGAGCGGCGGCCAGGUCGGCCUCUACCCUGCCAACUACGUCCAGGUCGUCGCUUCCUGAUGUCCCGCCCUCUCUGGUCACACAGCCAAUGGUACAACUACACUCAAGAUGCCAGGACCAAUCAAAAGCUAUUAGUGCUGACAUGUAGACACGUCCUUGGUGAAACCAGACAGUUUUUUGGUUACUGACUGUAAAACAUUUUCUGUUUUUUUUCUGUUGUUUGAGCUUCGUUUGUGAAAAUCAGCCAGUGGAAAAGUCCACUUGUUGUGAAACGCUGUUUACUCAGCCUGAGGUCAACGACAUUGUUGUUUUGAAAGAAGCUUGAACGGACUGUAGAAAAACAUGGGCGCCACUCAUCGAUUUCUGACUGGACCUUUUAUCACACUCUGGAUUUUUUUCUUUUUUUUCCCUCGCUGCCAUCAUUCAUCAGUCAGAUAAUUCACAUUUAAUCAAAGAAGACCGAGCCUGGGUGGAGCUGAGGUGGGAUGAGCAGCAAUGAGCAACCACCACAGCUGGCUGUGAUUGGCUGAAACAUCUGUCAAUCAAUCAAACACAAAACAUGCUUCUUUUUAAAGAAGUAGUUUUGACAGUUUGGGAAAUCCGCUUUCUUGCUGAGUUAGGUGAGAAGAUCAAUACCUCUCUAACUAUGCUAACCUCUUCCCCUCCACACUGUCUUUCAGAGGCCUCUGACCUCGAGAUAUGUGAAUGAAAAUGGGCUCUGUGGGUCCCCAGAGUCUCCCCUGUGCGGACAUGCCCACUUUACGCUAAUCCAAUGCAGUUUUUUGCAUGCGGUAUAGAUGUGUUAUUUUCGUCUAGUGUAUUUGAAUAUUCCUGCAUACUGUAGUCCCUAAACAGUAUUGGAAUUGCACGCAUUGGGUGUGACUGUGGAGCCGAGACUCUUGUGGAUCCAAUGAGCACAAAUGGAUUUAUGUGUGAUGAUGUUGGUCCCCAUAGUGCCCAUUUCAUUCAGGCAGAGGAGGCUUGCUAAGGUAUAUUUACAGUAAUGUUGUUUAUAUCAUAUCUGUAUGGUGGCACUCUGUUGUGUUGUGAUACUCUAAUGUUAAUAAUUAAAGUAGGUAUUAUUAUUAUUAAUUUUAUUAUAAUUUAUUAUUAUUUUUAUAAACGUAUAUGUCAUGUAAGACUACGGGCAGUAGCCACUUAGCUUAGCAUAAAGACUGGAACGUUGACAGACUUGUUUUUGUCCUCAUAUUGCUUCCAUACAGUAGUAAAUAAUACAGUAUAGAGUUGGGAAGUGGAUCCGCAUCAAACUCUGUUGAAUCACCAGGAUAAAAGAUGAACAAUGGCUGAAGAAAAUAUUUGUUUUUGAUUAGAAUUUUACAUAAAAACUAAAUAUGUGUAAGUUAAAUACGACUCCCAAGGUGCAUUUUUGUUACCUUUGGACAGAGAGAGGCUAGCUGUUUCCCCCUGUUUCCAGUCUUGCUUUGCUAAGCUAAGCUAACCAGCUGCUAGUUUCAUAUUUAUUAAAUAUGAGAAACGUAUCGAUCUUCACAUCUAACUCAUGGCAGGAAAGUGAGUAUUUCCCUAUAAUAUCAAGACUUGUCAUCAUUAAAUCAACUCAUUAAGAGAAGUGAAGAAUGAUUCAUUUUGAAUUUUAAUAGAGAAGUUGGGACUUUUUUUUUUGUGUAUAUAUAUAUAUAUAUAUAUAUACACACACACACUGGGUGGUUGCUGCUUGAAUCAUUGAGAUGAAAGAAAACCCAGAGACAGACUGUCAGUGCCUUAGUCUAUGAGGCCAGAAAUGUUACAGCGCCGCCCUGCUGUCUGACUGUGGAACUACAGACGUCUGCUGGGUGACGGCCUCCAGUCUAAUCCCAGUAGAAACCAGUAGAUCUCCUGUUACCUUGACUUUAAAAUGUUUAACCUUUGACUGUGCAGGCAGCGUUUGAUUGGCUGUAAACCUUUCAUGCUCCUCCCUCUCUGCAUUUAGCUUGACGGCGGUAUGCUUCGGUUCUUUUGUAGAUUUUUAGGUGUGACACUGAAUUCACUUUCUUCCUUUUUUGAUUUUUUUUUUUUUUUAAAUGUGAUAGCUGUAUGUUUAUAUUAAGUCAAAUGAUUUGAUUAUGAAUGGUUAAACUGUUGCUACCUGUUUCUUUUGAUUUUUUUUUUUUUUAAGAAUAGCAUUUUUACAGUCAACUUAUUUACUUUCUAAUUUAUUUUCCUCUUUAAUUUAGCAAUCAUUCUUCAUUUUAGACUAAGGCAGGCAGAGUAAAGUUGACUGUUAGAUUUGGGUCAUUUUAACCUGUGGAAGGUGGUUCGUUGCUCUUUUUGCUUUGCUGUGCUGGGAUCAUGAAGCACACGCACCUCAGAAAUCUAAAAUAAGUGAUAAUAUUUUGUCCGGUUUUGGGUUUUCGUGUUUAAGUUUGUGGUUUGUGUUUGAGGGAGCCUUCUCCGCCUGCUGAGCUGAGCAUCGCUACAGCUAACACAUGUAGACGUCCAAAUAAUAAGAGAGAUAAUAUAGAAAUUAACGCUACUGUGCUGCUCCUUUUGAUUCUUUCUUUUUCUUUACAAACCUGUAACAUGUUCAUUACGUAAAGUGGGGAGCAAUAAUAAAGAGCUUUCUGCAGCUGGAA